GACGGCUGGCCACUCCUCCCCGCCCCACCCCACCCCUCCCCAUGUGCUUCCUGGGGGGCCAGGGCAGGCACCAGCGGGGGCACUCUGGGCAGCUGGGAGACAGCCCAUCUGGGCAAGACUCCCUGGCGGCCCCACGGCCGGCCUGACCGCUUCUCUUGCAGGUUCCUCCAAGUGCCUCCCUGCUCCUGUUUGCUUCCCCCAUCUCUCCAGGUUUCCGUCUUCCCAGUUCCCUUCUUGGGCUGGUGGCAGUGGGGGCUGUGCCUGGUGGGCUCUGUGGAGAUGCUCAGUGCUCGGGAUCGCCGGGACGGGGCCCCUGCAGAGGGGGCAGCUGCGGGACUCCAGGGCUUCACCGUGGACAAGACCUUCCUCUCCUCCCUCAAAGGCAUCCUGCUGGAAACCGAGCUGGCCCUGACCUUCAUCAUCUUCAUCUGCUUCACGGCCUCCAUCUCCGCCUACAUGGCUGCAGCGCUGCUGGAGUUCUUCAUCACGCUCGCCUUCCUCUUCCUCUAUGCCACCCAGUACUACCAGCACUUUGAUCGGCUGAACUGGCCCUGUCUGGACUUCCUUCGCUGUAUCAGCGCCAUCAUCAUCUUCCUGGUGGUCUCCUUUGCAGCUGUGACCUCCCGGGAUGGAGCUGCCAUUGCUGCUUUUGUAUUUGGCAUCAUCCUGGUUUCCGUCUUUGCCUACGAUGCCUUCAAGAUCUACCUGACUGAGAUGGCUCCGAGGACCAGCCAGGAGGACCAGCAGUGACCCUGAGCUACCUGGCUCCCAGGCCCAGCCAGACAAAAGAAACAGUGCAGCCCAGACCAGACACAUUUCCUUUGGAUUCCCUAGCUCACAGCCCACUGUGCUACCCUCCCCUCCAGCCAAGCCUUCAGAGAUGGAGUCUGGCCUGAGGAGUCACCAGGGACUUGUCUGGGGGGCUCAGUGCUCUGAGAUCUGGCUCUUGAUGAAGCUCUACCAGGAAGGAGGUGUUUUGGGGAGGGAGGGCAGGAGGAAGGUGGUCAUU
Nyctereutes procyonoides (raccoon dog) is the source of this 1009-nucleotide messenger RNA. It is a transcript of the gene CMTM5, whose product is annotated as CKLF like MARVEL transmembrane domain containing 5. The transcript is spliced from 5 exons. The record is from RefSeq and is a predicted model, not a curated record. Gene Ontology annotation, cellular component: membrane. The coding region runs from base 280 to 750 and encodes 156 amino acids. Lineage: Eukaryota; Metazoa; Chordata; Mammalia; Carnivora; Canidae.